UUGAGUUUCACCGCGCUCUCGUUUGUUGUUAUGUCGGUAUGCUGCCUUAAUACAAACGGUUAUAAACGUUUAUUUUAAGAGAAAAAUACAGUUUUUGAAUCAGGUCGGUAAAUACCUGUAAUAUUCUCAACCUCACAGUCGUGACUUCGUUUUUAAUCAAGCAGGAAUAUCUGGAGGAGUAUCAUCUGAACUGAGAUCUGCUGUUGUGAAGAUGAUGUUUGUUAAAGAUGAGAGUGAAGAGAACAUGAGUGAACCAGAAACCAGGAGAAUAAAACACGAGGAUCCAGAAACCUGCAAAAUAAAACUCGAGGAACCAGAAACCUGGAGAAUAAAACACGAGGAGGCAGAAACCUGGAUAAUAAAACACGAGGAACCAGAAACUUGGAGAAUAAAACACGAGGAACCAGGAACCUGCAGAAUAAAACAUGAGGAACCAGAAACCUGCAUAAUAAAACACGAGGAACCAGGAACCUGCAGAAUAAAACAUGAGGAGCCAGAAACCUGCAUAAUAAAACACGAGGAACCAGAAACCUGCAGAAUAAAACACGAGGAGGCGGAUACCUGCACAAUAAAACUUGAGCAUCCAGAAACCUGGAUAAUAAAACACAAGGAACCAGAAACCUGCAGAAUAAAACAUGAGGAACAAGGAGGCCUGAUGAAAAUGAAAGAAGAAAGACAAGAUCUGAAAGAUGUGGAGGAGAAAUUUCAGGAUCAUAGAGAUCUUGAUGUCAAUGAAGAAAAAUCUGUGAGUUGCAGCCUUAAAAAAACAGAAGUCAAAAAGCCUUUCAGCUGCUCUCAGUGUGGAAACACUUUCAGAUGUAACACAAAUCUUAGGGAUCACAUGUUAAUUCAUGCUGGAAUAAAGCCUUUCAGCUGCUCUCAGUGUGGAAAGAGUUUUACAAAGAAAGCAGGCUUAAAGGAUCACAUGUUAAUUCAUACUGGGAUAAAGCAUUUCAGCUGCUCUCACUGUGGAAAGAGUUUUACAAAGAAAUCAAACCUUAAUAGUCACAUGUUAAUUCAUACUGGGAUAAAGUCUUUCAGCUGCUCUCAGUGUGGAAAGAGUUUUACACAGAAAGGAGACCUUAAGAAGCAUUUGGUAAAACACUCUUCAGAAAAACCUUUCAGCUGCUCUCAGUGUGGAAACAUUUUCACGUAUAAAGCAAACCUUAAGAAGCACAUGUUAGUUCAUGCUGGGAUAAAGUCUUUCAGCUGCUCUGAGUGUGGAAAGAGUUUUAUGCUGAAAUCAAGCCUUAAUAGGCACAUGUUAAUUCAUGCUGAGAUAAAGCCUUUCAGCUGCUCUCAGUGUGGAAAGAGUUUUACAUUGAAAGAACAACUUAAAAGUCAUUUGGUAAGUCACACUUCAGUAAAACCUUUCAGCUGCUCUCAGUGUGGAAACACUUUCACGUGUAAAGCAAGCCUUAAGGAUCACAUGUUAAUUCAUGCUGGGAUAAAGCCUUUCAUCUGCUCUCAGUGUGGAAAGAGUUUUACACUGAAAGGACAACUUACGAGUCAUUUGGUAACUCACACUUCAGAAAAACCUUUCAGGUGCUCUCAGUGUGGAAAGAGUUUUAGAUGGAAAUCAAGCCUUAAUGGACACAUGUUAAUUCAUGCUGGGAAAAAGCGUUUCUCCUGCUCUCAGUGUGGAGAGAGUUUUACACUGAAAGGACAACUUACGAGUCAUCUGGUAACUCACACUUCAUAAAAGCCUUUCACCCGCUCUCAGUGUGCAAAGUCGUUGGAAAGUAAAGGACACUUUGAGAAUCACAUGUUAAAGGGGUCAUCGAAUGCCCAUUUUCCAAAGGUUUAUAUGAUUCUUUAGGGUCUUAAAGGGGUCAUAUAAUGCAAUUUAAAAUGUUCCUUUCUCUGUGGAGAACUACAAGCUCUUGGUGCAUAAAGAAGGUCUGUUACGUUGCAAAGAAUUAGGUCGCAAAUUCAAAGAAAUAUUCUUUAUAAAAGUUAAGCGGUCAACCACACCCCCCUAAAAUGGCUUGUUCAACCACGCCCCCACAUCUCUUCGUCCCUAUGUGGGAAGAAUUGCAUAACACCACCCAAAUGUUCACACAAAGAAAGAAGGCGUAACGUUUAUUCUCUCUGUUGCCACAGCGGCCAUGUUGUGGAGUCGCUGUGUUUCAUUAAACUGAGACUUAGUUUGGCCUUCAAAAAGAGGACAUGACUAGAAAUCAGUGGUGAAGUUGUAUUUCAACACUGUUCCAGAACAGUCCAACCCAAAUAUUCUGAUGUGUGCUGCUCAUUUUAUGGAGGAUGAGGACUGUUUCCUGAACCAGUAGCCUGCCAUGCGUCUGUGGCACAACAGCGGUUUCUGUAAAGUUGGGCAGUUCCAACUUAGCAAGGCCAGUCUGGCUCUUCUGACUCACAGCCCGUAGGUACAUUUUUUAUAUUUUAAAUAAUUUUCCACUGAUGAUUCAAAUGCGAGUUUUGAGCAGUAAAAUAUUCUUGUUGUUUGUUAUUUUUCAGAUCAGAAAUGCAGACAUGGUUUAAUGUUUACGCAGCGCAAUACGCAAUCCGUAAAAAGACAUAAGUCAUUAUAAUUAGGAAUUAUGUCCCACUGGAUGAAACAAAUGACUCGUUUGUAAUAGGUUUUAUCUGUUUUGUCUCGUCUAGUGAUGUCCAGAUUGCAAACAAAUCUUCUAUUUAUUUUCUAUUUGACCCGAUUCU
Carassius carassius (crucian carp) is the source of this 2676-nucleotide messenger RNA. Its product is annotated as gastrula zinc finger protein XlCGF57.1-like. The transcript is spliced from 2 exons. Bases 212 to 1702 code for a protein of 496 amino acids. Lineage: Eukaryota; Metazoa; Chordata; Actinopteri; Cypriniformes; Cyprinidae. The record is from RefSeq and is a predicted model, not a curated record.